CAUAUGAUGAUUCGCAAACAUGAUGGAUGUUCAAGGCAUAACCUUUCUCAAUAUAUUAAUGUUUUACCUAAAACAAGUCCAAAAGAUAAAAGCCAGCAAUGUGUAUGUAAAGCAUAUGCUGAAAUUUUAAAAGAAGAAGCCUAA
Molecule: messenger RNA, 144 nt
Organism: Cetraspora pellucida
Lineage: Eukaryota; Fungi; Glomeromycota; Glomeromycetes; Diversisporales; Gigasporaceae
Source: the annotation of a GenBank genome assembly